Molecule: messenger RNA, 3937 nt
Organism: Suillus plorans
Lineage: Eukaryota; Fungi; Basidiomycota; Agaricomycetes; Boletales; Suillaceae
Exons: 4
Coding region: 295-3816 (1173 amino acids)
Source: RefSeq, a predicted model, not a curated record
CGAGGCUUGACCAGUACUACUACGAGCAGACACUCAGGCUGUCUAAGCUGAAACCGAGCUGAAACAACUCAUAAAUUUAUUGGCAGGAACAUCAUGACUUUCGUAUAAUUUCACUGCUUACUUGCCAUGUCGCCCAUCAUGGCGCAUUUCGGUCGUACCUCUCACCUGGGUAAUCAUCCACUGCCACACCAUCGUUGUUUCUGGUAUCUGCCACUAUCUCUACCUGCUUGAUCUUAUCAGCUACUUGUUUCUCAGCUCUCCUUGUUAUUCAUAUCCCAGCCAAAAAAUCACAACAUGGCGCUUCAAUCUCGUCCAGUGCCUAUGAAUGCUUCGCCCCAUCACUCCAAGGUCAAGGUGUCCCUGACGCUAUCCGACCCCAUAUUUGUGGCUGGCAAUAAUAUUUCUGGAAAAAUGGAAGUCGAAUGUCGCGGCGAUGGUGAUUGCGGUCUUGGAAUUGGUCUUAUGAUGGUCGAAUUAUUCGCCGUCCAAGAAAUUACGUCUCGUGACCACUCAGGCACUUCCACCUUUAUUCAUUCUCGCAGACUGUUCCAAGGGCCAGGACUCCCGCCGUCGAAUGCGAUCCAAUCUGACUUCGAUCCUCCAGGAGAAUCGCACCUUCCGGCCCAUUACUACCCUGCACGUCGUGGUCUCACUACAUUUUUCUUUCGCUUUCCCCUCCCGCCCUCGUCCCCCGCCUCAAUAUCAUUCGGUCCUGCCCAAAUACGAUACGAAAUACGAGCCAGCGUUGGCGUUGCUUGGAGAGGAGAGAAACGCCUCGUGACUGAUCAUCAAUACGUCAAUGUAGUCGAAUAUUGCGAUAUACGAGCACCGUCGAAACGCCCUCAAGGUUUUGCUGUCACCGAGGGUGGAAACAUCUGGGCCCAAGCUUUUGUCACGAAUGGUCCCAUCAUUGCUGGAGAGGUCGCUUGCGUCGAGUUACAGCUGAAGAAUCAUUCACUCAACUGGACGUGUGGGGUUACGCUCACACUUUCCCGUGAACUUCGACUAUCGUCACCUUCUGUGGAUAAGGACACGUUUAAGAUAACCGACACAGUCACCGAGGUCGAGUUUAGGGGUCACGAGUAUAUGGUCCCCCCUGGCAUUGAGGGUGUUGCCAACUUGGUGAUUAAUAUCCCUCGGUCUUCCCGUGGAUCUCGUGGUGGUGCUCGCGUCGGUGAGAAUGGAAACACAAUUGACUGUUUGUUUGAAGUUCGUUGUAGCCUGAGACUCCGGAUCGAUAUGCCUAUUGGGAGCGAACCUGUCAUAAUCACAAUUCCGCUGGUCAUUCACCAUCCUUUGGCCAUACCUAAUGCACACGCGUCACCCUACGCCAUCCCUGCCACUUCACCACAGCCGUAUGCAUCACCUCCUACACACGCUUAUCUGCUCCCACCGCCUCCUGGUGCUUCCUACGUGGAUCCUCAUUUCUCAUCACAGCAAUACGACCCACUACAUACGUACUGGCCACCACCGUUUCUAAGUGCAGAUUAUAAGACUUUCACUCCUGCAUUUUCGGAGCAGCAUUAUCCUCGGGAUUUAUUUUCAUCUAAUCCACACUUCCAACACCAUACGCCACCACCGCCUCGACCAGCAUCAGCCGAACCUCACUCCCAGAUGCCGUAUUAUGAUACAAGCUUACCAUCAGGACUUCCUACAUCAGUAGCUCAUCUUCUGCUGCCUCAUCCACCUAUCUCAUAUCACCCUCCACAAGCUGCCGAAAGCAGCCCUCAGUACCUCGCAGAUUCAGAAGAGGGCAAAGGCACUCGUGCAUCUCGCAUCUCUCAAACGCUGCGUCUAUCCUCUCGACACCGCUCAGUCUCACCACUAUCGCACAGAUUUCCCUUACCUCAGCCCUCUGCUCAACACGUGUCCCCUGGUCGCCCGUAUCUUGGUGCAAUUCAGAUUUCCACCCUGCCUAAUCCUUACGACUCUCAAGGUGCAUUACACUCACCACGCCCCAUCCCAUCACCAAAACAGUCCUACUCGGGCCCUUCUCCACGCAGCGAAAAUGUGUGUGCCCUGGAACGCAUGGCAGACGAAGUCGGCAGGCAUAGCGGCGAUCUAAGCGCAGAUCUUCCAAAGUGCGCGGCAAACGUAGACUCGAACGUGGAUAAGAUGCUCCCUAGUCCUCCUGUUCCAUCUGGUAAACGACCAUUACGCGUUCAACAGCAGGUCCAGGCAGCAUUUCCCGAUAUUACUGUUCCUGGUUGCUCUGCGCCCAAAUCCGAGUUGGAAUCUGCUUGCCCCCCUCCACCGAUGCCACCACUCGCAGCUAUAACUCCUGUCAAGUUCCCGCGCGCACCGUGUGAGUUAUCUGGCCUGAGCACCAAGUAUAUCAAGGGCUCCCCGCAGGAGAGCGGCUUGGACGCCCUCGAGCGGCGCCUACUCGCAGAGGUAGGGACGCGCCGCCAGGACGUAGGUGAGCUGCGCCCGGAUGUGUGCAGCGUGGUGCAGCCAAUUAAGAUUCCGGCCAGUGGGGCUCCCGCGGGUGUGAAUGACAGUACCAUAUCGAGUCUGACGCUCGCGGAUCGUGACGCUUUCCUGCGAGGUGACGAGGACGAGCGAGAGCAGGAGCAAGAGCAGGAUCAUGAUUCAGACGAGAGAACACAGCACCGAGGUGGACGUCACAGUCAAAGUGAUGAUGAACGCGAGGUGCGCACCCAGAGGGGACGGGGAAAAGUAAAGAGCAAACAUAAUGAUGAGGAUGAUGAGAGGCAGGUUACGCAGAAGCGGAAGAGAGGCAAGGUGGGUGAUAUGCGGAAACUGCGUAGUGAGGUCAAAGGGCGGAUUGCAGCAUGGCUAGGGGAGAUCGAUACAAGCCCACCGCUUGUGGAUGAUUCGUUAUCUAUGGUGUCGCCCACUGCAUCCCACUUCGUUCCCAUCACUGACAACAAGCCUUUCUCGCCACCUUCAUUGUCAGAAGACCUGUUACCAUUGUCGGGCGAUCAAGAACUUGGAGGAAUACCAUUCGACAACGACAUUUCUGCAGCUCCCAAUCCACGUUCAUCUGGCUUCGUGACUAUUUCUACGCUCAAGGCUGCUGGCACUGGACACUCUACUACGCCUGCACCGGAAAAUGUGCAUAGUAGCUUUGAUGGAGAAAAGAAAAAUCCCGCCGUGGAGUUGUUGGCACCGGGUCCAAUCUUGAGAAGGAUGUCCACGGGCCAGUCAACCACUGUAACACCUGUUGGCUCUCUUUUGAAUGCUCCGCUUGCAGGAUCGAAAUCCCCUGACAUAACAAGGGCUGAACCCAUAUCCACAGUUACUCGUCAUUUCUUAUCGCCUCAUCACUCGCGCCAUUCCCCCAAACCACCUAGCCCAGAGGUGAAGUAUAACAUCCGUUCUGCACGCGGAGGGAAAGGCGGCAGGGUCACUGAAGUUGCUUCGCUAUGGGCCGCAAAAGCAGAUACGACUCAGAUACAGGCGAAGAAAAAUGAGGCUGCUCAGCCCUUGAGAAAACCUGUUAACCAUGGUGGAAAAUUAUCCGUCAGGUCCCCACGGUCAACAUCGCAAACUCAGGGUCCGGCCGAUACGAGCAGGGAGGGACGCGGGAAGGCCACAAAAGCAACAACAGUUCCUGCUGUCAUUUCAUCGUCUCAUGCUGUGCCCAUGCUUUCAUCUACUGCUUCUCUCGCUCGUGCAUCACCCAACCCCAGGACCCCAGCAUCCCGUCCUCUACCUCCAAUGAUUUCGGAGACGAUAUCAAAUCUUAGAAGUGUUGUUAAGACACCCAUUCCCAGAGUUACUCGCACCCCUGGUGACCUUGGAUUUGGUCAGGCGCGUCUCAGGGACUUAAUCAAGAAAUAUCAAGGAUAAUUUGCUUGUUCGUUACUGUAUGACCAAUGUAUGUGCUACUUUGACUUAUGUUGUUGUUUUAUUUCCUUUGCUUGUUUUGUUUUUGUUGUCUUUUUUUGGCACUGUCUCGAUUGAUUUGCGA